This is a messenger RNA of Cylindrotheca closterium, 1875 nucleotides long. The record is from the annotation of a GenBank genome assembly. NCBI's taxonomy places the organism in Eukaryota, Bacillariophyta, Bacillariophyceae, Bacillariales, Bacillariaceae.
AUGAGGAAGGCAUCAUCAGCAUUGGCACUGCUGCUCUUGUCAUUGUGCCAAUCAGCUAUAGCUGCAGCUGUCUCUUCAGAUGGUAUGUACAAUGCCGCCAAUCAAAUGUUCAUUGUCGAGGAAGUGGAAAACCUUGCAAUGAUGAAUCAACAUCAUCAAGAACGUCGCCUCAAUGUGGUCGUCGUCAACGAAUGUUUGGAUGCUACCGACUAUUUCGCUUGGGAUAGCACCAAUGCUGGUGAAAACUUGCUUCGAUUGUAUUAUGAAUGCACCUGUUCGGGAGAUUUCGGUUCCGAGUUUUCCAUGAUUUGCGUGUUGGACAAUCAUUGCUUUGUUGGUGGCAAUGGUGGUGGUGGUGACGAGGAUGUCAUUUCUACCGCUCAAAACACAAACCUCACAUUCCCAACGACGGAACAAUGCGUCACUCGGAGCUUUACCUAUGAUUUUACUGUGGACACGUUUACUGGAGCAAUCUCUGAUAUUUCUCGCUUCGGUUCUUCCGAUGUCUUUGAAUCCGGAUUUGGAUUCACUGGCAACUUCACCAAUGUCAAUUACAAUCCCUGCCGCAUUGCAUUGCAACUGGAAUACGAUUAUACUAUUCAAGAUGCAAUUGCUACCUGCAACAAUCGAACCACCUGUGAGGCCUUUUUCAAUGAAAAUACAACCCGAACGCCAUUAGAGAUUGAUUAUAUUUGUCCAACAGUACUGUACAAUGAUGUGGAAUGCCAGGCAUUCAACCUGUUGGCAUGUGCCGAUUUUGAUGAGACAACACAGACCCGUUAUGUCGCCAUGCCAGAUUGCAGCAACGUCAAUCCAUGUCUUACUACCUCCUGUCAAGCCUAUCCUCGAAUCGAUACAGCUCCGGAACGAUUUCUCUUUCGAUAUCCAGAAUGUGAAAAAAACGAGGAUGCUGAUGAUGAUGAUAAUGAGCCAACAAACAGCACUACCACAUCCCCUUCUCUUGCUCCCACCAUCAUGGUAACCCCCGGCGAUAAUGAUUCCAUUUCACCAACGUUAGAGCCAACUGCCUUUGAUUUAUGCUCCCACGCUGUCGACUAUCUUGGAACGACGCAGAGCCUCAAGGAAAACUACGACUGCUCGUGUUCUGGAGGCAGCGACUCGAAUUUGGUAAUGGAUUGCACGAUUCAAGAAUAUUGCUUCCUCGACAAACAAUCGGCUUCCUUGGAAUAUUGCGUCAACCACAAUCUUACCUUUACUUUCACCUUGGACGACAACAAUGUGACCAAUGGUGAUAUUUUGGACAUUACACGGGCUGAAUCCUGUACGGAUUUUCUGCAAAAUGGUCCAACGGGACGACUUUGCCGAAACGAUUGGAGCAUUUGUCGGCUUGCACUGUACGAUGUCUUGGAAGAUAUGGACGGUGUGCUAGAAAUAUGUUUGGAUCGUCCAACGUGCAUUGGUUCCGUCCAAGAUUUGCUAAACUACACUCUCGCGGAAGCCGAAUAUCUUUGUCCGUCCGUCACCUUGGAUGGUCAAGAAUGCAACAGUGUGGGUUAUGGGGAUUGUGGCGAACAAGACUUUGUCAAUAACUUGUUCUUUCGGAACAUGCCGGACUGUAGCAAUAUAGAGUCCUGUGCGACUUCCACUUGUCAAACGGCGGUGAUUCGAGAUCCAACCCCACAACGAUUCAUGGAGACCUAUCCCCAAUGUGGGUUGCCCAAUUCUGGUGGUGGAAGUGGGGGUGGAGAUGGAGAUGAAACGCCGACCAACAGUCCUACUAUAUCUCCUGGAGAUGUGGCUCCGGGCGAUACCAUUAGUGCCAGCGCUGCUGUAACGAGGGCUCGGGUCGAUUACGCCCUUGCGUUCACCAUCUUGCUCGGUGCUGUUGCAGCUUCCAUGUUCAGCCAAUGGUGA